UGAACCUUGCCCUGGAGGCUAUCACAGUGCGACCGCAACACUGUCCUAGGCCACACCAUGGCCGGCCCGCUGUGCCUCCUCCUGCUCAGUGCCUCCCUGGCCAGCCUCCUGUCACCCGGGGGAAGUGUGUUCAUCAAACGGGAACAUGCCAACAGCAUCCUGGACAGGGUCCGGAGGGCAAAUUCAUUAUUUGAAGAGAUGAAGAAAGGAAACCUUGAAAGAGAGUGUUGGGAAGAGACUUGCUCCUACGAAGAGGCCCGAGAAGUCUUUGAGGACACGGAGAAGACGAAUGAAUUCUGGAAUAUAUACAAAGAUGGUGACCAGUGUGAAAGCAAUCCCUGCCUGAAUCAGGGCAGGUGUAAGGACGGCCUUGGGGAAUACACCUGCACUUGUCAGGAAGGAUAUGAAGGCAGAAACUGUGAAUUACCCAUGCGAAAAUUCUGCAGCCUGGACAACGGGGACUGUGACCAGUUCUGCAGAGAGGAGCAGAACUCCGUGGUAUGUUCCUGUGCCAGUGGGUACAUCCUGGAUGACAAUGGCAAGUCCUGCAUCUCCACAGAGCCUUAUCCCUGUGGGAAACUCACUCUGGCACGCAGGAGGAGGUCGGAGUCCCUGACUGCCGACAGCAGCAAGGAUCCACCCGAAGACGGUGAAGACCUGGAUCCCACCACGAACCCAUUCGAUGGAGACCUGGAUCCAACCACAAACCCUUUCAAUGGAGACCUGGAUCCAACUACAAACCCUUUUGAUCUGCCGGGCUUGAAUAACACACAGCCGAGCUCUGCAGAGGAGGAGAACUCACUUGUCAGGAUAGUGGGAGGGCGGGACUGCAAAGAUGGCGAGUGUCCCUGGCAGGCUCAUCUCAUCAAGGAGAACAAUGAAGGCUUCUGUGGAGGCACCAUCCUGAAUGAGUUCUACAUCCUCACUGCCGCUCACUGUCUUAACCAAGAAAAGCGAUUCAAGGUGAGGGUAGGCGAUCGAAACACAGAGAAGGAGGACGGCAAUGAGAUGGUGCACGAGGUGGAGGUGAUUAUAAAACACAACAAGUUUGACAAUAAGACCUUUAACUGUGACAUCGCUGUCCUCAAACUGAAGACGCCCAUCAAAUUCCGCAUGAACGUGGCCCCUGCUUGCCUGCCAGAGAAGGACUGGGCCGAGUCCACGCUCAUGACUCAGAAAUCGGGCAUCGUGAGCGGCUUCGGGCGCAUCCACGAGAUGGGCCGCACGUCCGUCACCCUCAAGAUGCUGGAGGUGCCCUACGUGGACAGGAACACAUGCAAGCUGUCCACCGGCUUCAGCAUCACCCCAAACAUGUUCUGCGCCGGCUAUGACUCAAAGCUCGAGGAUGCCUGUCAGGGGGACAGCGGGGGUCCCCAUGUCACCCGGUUCAAGGACACCUACUUUAUCACGGGCAUCAUCAGCUGGGGAGAAGGAUGUGCACGGAAAGGAAAGUUCGGGAUCUACACCAAAGUCACCAACUUCCUCAAGUGGAUCGAGAGGUCCAUGAAAAAAACCAAGACCAGGCCCCAGGGUGAGCCGGAGGUCACUGCCACUCCCCUGUCAUUAGAUUAAUGCCCCCCCCAAAGCCCCUGGCAGUCCUUGGUGUCUCAUUGUGUCUUAACACGUGCCACUCUGAACAGGCUGAAUCCUGGAAUAAGUUUCCUCUCUGCUGCGAUUGUGUUGGUUCCUCAGCCUGACCUUGCCCUUGCUCGAGUGAGGUGGGAAGUGAAAUUGUCAUUCGGAACACUGGGCCUGCCUUUCCCUAGCCUGGUUGGAAGCUUCCUCCUGGAAAUGUUAUGCUUUACAGAACAGCGGUUCACACUCUCCCGAUGACACUUCCACUCAAAACCGUGGGGGGCCCUUUCCAUUCAUAGCACGUUUUUUCUGUUUCUGAUUGUCCUAAACUACCCUCUGGGCAGGCCACACUCGGGACCCUUGAGAAUAAAUGACCAAGGUUCUGGGAGCAGAGACAAGGCCCAGCAAGGGUGGCCGCACCCCAGGGUCAGGGUGGGUUCUCCCCCAGGUCCAGCGUAGCCUCCCAGGCCUGUGGUUCACCUGGGACAGAGACAAGGGUGGGAGUGUGUCCCCCAGGGGCUUCCUGUGAAAGGCAGACUCCCUGGGAAGGGGAGGCCCAGAGACCUGCUCACUGGCGGGGCAUUUUAACAUUGACUUAACCACUGGCUCUUCUUUCUGGCUUCAUGCUAGAAUCACCUGGGGUACUUAUAUUUUGUUUUUGUGUGUGUUUUUAAUCCUCACCUGAGGAUGUUUGUUUUUUAUUGAUUUUUAGAGAGAGACAAAGGUGCACCUGGGGCCCUUUAAAAAUGUGCCCAUUCCUGUGCCCACCUUGCUGUAGUUGCCUGAGCAACUUACAUGUCCACUAGGUACUAACUGCCCCAGAUUAGGGGACUCUGCAGUCCUUCAUGUAGGCCAGAGCCCAGAGCACUUGAAUCAGAGUCUGUGGGGUGAGCUCGAGCCCUAAGUUUCUACAAUUCCUCAGGUGACUCCCAUGUGUGUGUUGUAUGGUGUAUGGUGGUCGGGGCUGCGGGAGGGCUCCCCUCUCUUCGACCGCAUCAUGUUUAAAUGCCAAGUCCUUUCCCGUCCAAGUCCUGACCCUCAACUUAGAUGGUCAUGAAAGUCAAACAUGCUUUUAGAAAAUGGAAAAGGUCACCUGGGACCAGACCAGUGUGUUCCCAAUGUCCCUCUGGAGUUUGCGUUUUGCGUAACUUUGCUAAGCAAACUUUCAAAGUCCCACUACAAAAACAUCCCAAAAUGUCAGCAGCUUUGUGUGUGUAAACAGGAGAUACUGCAAGGUUAGAGUUCACUGUAAACAAGAGACUUGCAAGCGUAGAAAAGUCAAUGUGGACAAGUCCACCGUUUCCCAGAAACCGUCUGAGAGCGGGAAAAGCCAAGUGAGGGUGGCGCUUCUCCUCCUGACUCCUCCUCGGAGUGAGCCUCCCCCAGAGGGCUCCCCAGGCCCCUCCUGGAGUCAAGGCCUCCAUGGCAGGAGACCACCGCGAGGUCAGGGUGAGGGUUUUCCAUGCAGCCAACUGGUCUCCGUCCCAAGGCUCACCCCAGACCUGGGUUCCUGUUUCUGGAGAUGAAAGGUUGUUUGGGGUCCAGAGGGAACUCCAGGGGAAAUUCACAAAUAAAGCCUACCUUUGCUGUUA
Molecule: messenger RNA, 3167 nt
Organism: Myotis brandtii (Brandt's bat)
Lineage: Eukaryota; Metazoa; Chordata; Mammalia; Chiroptera; Vespertilionidae
Product: coagulation factor X-like
Exons: 8
Coding region: 58-1572 (504 amino acids)
Biological process (GO): blood coagulation; proteolysis
Cellular component (GO): extracellular region
Molecular function (GO): calcium ion binding; serine-type endopeptidase activity
Source: RefSeq, a predicted model, not a curated record